Messenger RNA from Rubroshorea leprosula, 1580 nucleotides. Lineage: Eukaryota; Viridiplantae; Streptophyta; Magnoliopsida; Malvales; Dipterocarpaceae. The record is from the annotation of a GenBank genome assembly.
CAAAGCAGAAGACUUUUUUUCGUUUUUGAGCCACUAAUGGCUUCUCUCAAGAAUCCUACGUCCAUUUUCCUCCAAUUCUCAUGGUAUUCAAGAACCCACAUUUUCUCUUUUUCUCUUCUCCUCCUAUCCCUCAUCCUCCUAUCGGCGUCGUUCACUGAUCAGUACUCACCGGCGCUACUGGCUUCAACCUUUGCAGCCCGUGUCGUCUACGCUGCAAGCUACUUUUCUCCGUUGUCCUCCAUCUCCUCUACCAGUACGUGCCUCGUCUCUGAAUCGGAGACCAACUGCUCUCUCCCAUCCGUAACUGCCGUGGAACGAACCCACCGGAAUCCCAGAGGGAGUAAUCCGACUCAAGAGUUCAGUUCUUGUGACAUCUUUAAUGGGAGUUGGGUCUUGGCGGAUGAUUCUUGCCCGCUUUACCCAGUUGGGUCUUGCCCGUUUGUCGAUGAUGCUUUUAACUGCUUCAAGAACGGCCGGCCGGAUUUUGAGUACCUCCGGUACCGGUGGAAGCCGUUCGGUUGUGAAAUUCCGAUAUUUGAUGGCCGCAGAAUGUUGGAGAUUCUGAGGGGGAAGAGGAUGGUGUUCGUAGGGGAUUCUUUAAACAGGAACAUGUGGGAAUCUCUGGUUUGUGCAUUGAGGGAAUCGUUGAAAGAUAAACGGAAAAUCUUUGAAGUUUCCGGCCGGCGAGAGUUCAGAACUCAAGGAUUCUACUCCUUCAUAUUCAAAGAUUACAACUGUUCAAUUGACUUCAUCAAAUCUCCAUUCCUGGUUCAAGAAUGGAAGCUCCCUGAUAAAAAUGGAAAACCCAGAAGAGAAAGACUGAGACUUGACAUGAUACAGGGCUCUUCCUCUACGUAUGCUGAUGCUGAUAUAAUCAUCUUCAACACAGGUCACUGGUGGACUCACCAGAAAACCUACAAAGGCAAAGAUUACUUCCAGGAAGGUAGGCAUGUGUACAGAACCCUGGAAGUGACAGAAGCAUACACAAAGGCAUUGAAAACAUGGGCUCAUUGGGUUGAUUCAACCAUCGAUAGUCGUCGGACCAGAGUCUUUUUCCGGGGAUACUCUGCUUCUCAUUUCCGGAAGAGGAAUUGGAACACCGGUGGGCAAUGUCACGGGGAGAAGCAGCCGUUGAUGAACGAGACAGAGCUGGCGGGGUAUCCAUGGAUGAUGAACAUACUGGAGUCUGUGAUAGCAGAGAUGAAGACACCAGUAUUUUAUCUCAACAUAACGAGAAUGACAAACUUCAGGAAAGAUGGGCACCCUUCAGUUUUCCGGCCGUUGGAGAUCCAGAGAGCUGCCGUAAUGGCUGCUGGAAUGGUCCAGGACUGCAGCCACUGGUGCCUUCCUGGCGUUCCAGACUCCUGGAAUGAGCUACUCUAUGCCACAUUGCUGUUAUCAGGCCAUGAUUCACCUGGCGGUAGCAAUUAUUAGGCCACUGUUGGUUUGUGCCACUCUUUUCUCUGGCAGAAUUAAAUCUAGUGUACUUUUGUUCUCUGUAUCUGUUGGCUAAACAGGAAAGAAAAUGGAUUGUUUUGUUCCUAUAUUAGGGGAAAAUGAAAUGAAAAGAUUUUUUUUUU